Schizosaccharomyces osmophilus is the source of this 321-nucleotide messenger RNA. Its product is annotated as SAGA complex subunit Sgf29-like. The transcript has a single exon. The coding region runs from base 1 to 321 and encodes 106 amino acids. NCBI's taxonomy places the organism in Eukaryota, Fungi, Ascomycota, Schizosaccharomycetes, Schizosaccharomycetales, Schizosaccharomycetaceae. Gene Ontology annotation, cellular component: SAGA complex. The record is from RefSeq and is a predicted model, not a curated record.
AUGCAUGGAUCAGGUACUAACUUGAAUGGCAUUAGGUAUGAAGUUCAGGAUCCCGAGCCCGACGAUGAUGGAAAUGCAGGACAAGUUUAUAAAACUUCGGCAAAAAAUCUUAUUUAUAUUCCACCGAAAACAAUUUCCUUGCCAUCUCUUGGUCCAGGGACAACCGUGUUGGCACGCUAUCCAGAAACAACCACAUUUUAUAAGGCAGAGGUAAUACGAACCUUACCGAGUGGAGUUUGCAAGCUUCGGUUUGAAGGAGAGGAAGAAGCCGGUAAAGAAACCUCCGUGGAACGGCAUCUCGUAUUGGACUACAAUGGAUAA